Messenger RNA from Symbiodinium necroappetens, 396 nucleotides. The record is from the annotation of a GenBank genome assembly. NCBI's taxonomy places the organism in Eukaryota, Dinophyceae, Suessiales, Symbiodiniaceae.
GAGAAAUCCGAAUAUGCGUUCUCGGAGGUAUCGCCAAUGAGCAACAGCAGAACGGAGAGAUCCGAGUAUGAGUUCGAGGAAGUGUCCCCAGCGAGCCACGGCAAAUCGGAGACAUCCAAGCAUGGCUUGGAGGAUGUGUCGCCCACGAGCAACAGCCGGACGGCAAAGUCCGGAGCAGACUCUCCCGCGAGCAAUGUCAAGACGGAAAAGUCCGAGAAUGGCUCUCCUUCGAGCUAUGUCAAGACUGAGAAGUCUGAAGGUUUCGGAUCAUCUCCAGCGAGUCAUGCUCGCACGGCAGAGCUCCCAGACAAGUCCUACAACACAAGCUUCGUACCGGAAGAGGAGUCUGACGCGCAGGACACCUCGCCAUCGAACCACAACGGGUUGGCAUCCUGA